AUGUCACUGAUAUUACCGAAGAAACGAUCUAAGAAUGGAGCAGCAGACAGAAGAUAUGGAAGUGUCAACAACAAUACUGUGUCAACGACCAUCACCUCCUCACCUACAGGAAUGACAAUAGCAGGAUCCAAUAGAGUGAUCUCACAGAAUAGAAUGAUAUCUCUGUCAAGACAUAUAAGUCGCUCAUUAGCACAUGAUGUAGAUGAUGACCAUAUAGAUACUUCAUUUGAUGAAGGUGGUGGUAUUAGAUUCAAUGAAAAUAAACAUACAAUUUUAUCAAAUUUUGAAGAAUGGAUUAAAAUGUCAACAGAUAACAAAAUUACUCUGAAAAAUUCAUGGCAAUUUGCUUUAAUUGAUUAUUUCCAUGAUUUGAAUGUUAUUAAAGAUGGUGAUAAUAUUAAUUUUCAACGUGCUUCUGCUACUUUAGAUGGUUGUGUAAAGAUUUAUCUGUCAAGAGUUGAAUCUGCUGCUUCUGAAACUGGGAAAUUAUUAAGUGGAUUAUCAACGAAAAAGAAUGAAAUGGAAAAUGAACAAAAUGAAGAUGAUGACGAAGAUGAGGAUGGUGAAGAUGAUGAAGAUGAAGAAGGAGUCGAAGGAGGGGCACAAAAGACACAAGGUGAAAGUAAUGAAGACAAAGAAGUCGAUGGCGAUGAAAGGAAAAAGAGAAAGACUAAUAAAAGUGUUGAUUCUACUUUAGUUGAAUUUAAAAAUAUCAGAAUUAAGAAAUUGGAACAAGAACUUGCAAUUGAUCCAUUAUUUAAAAAGGCAUUAGCUGAAUUUGAUGAAGGUGGUGCAAAAUGUUUAUUAUUAAAUACAUUAAAUAUUGAUUCGAAUGGACGUGUCGUAUUUGAUGCCACUACAAAUCCACAUAAGGACGAAGCAGAUGAAGAGGAAGAAGACCGAAUUGACCAACAACACCCCAUUUCCAAUCCAGAUAUUAAUAUAGAUUCAUUGAAACAUUUCAUUUUUAAGAAUGAACAAGACAGCUUGGAUCAAAUAACAAUAUGUCCUUCUCUUGAUGAAUUCCAUUCAGCAAUAGAUGAUGUCGGUAAUGCAAAGAGUAUCUUAAACGACUUCAACACCAAAAUGAACGACACUACAAAUCAAGAAAUACUAGGACCCUCCAAUGUUCCUUCCUCAGAUGAAUUUGAAAACGAUAACGACAUGGGAAGUCAACAAUAUGGUGACGAUUUUUAUGAUGAUAUUAAUGAUAAUGAUGAUUCUCAUAGUGUAAAGGAUGACGGAGAAUCCGUACUCCAUAAACUCCUCCAAGGAGAAGAAGACUCGCAAGAGGUUGAAAUCGAAAAGUAUAAAGUUAUGGAUGAAGAUUUAAUGGCAUAUUUCGAUGAAAGAAUGAAAUCAAACUGGAGAGGUCCUGAGCAUUGGAAGGUUGCAGCAUUCAAAAAAUCCAGAAAUCUUGAUCAGCAAGAAGAAACCAACUCCAAACCCCAAGAAACUGGUGAAUCUACAGCCUCAAACAGAAAGAAGAAAGCGCAAAUAUUGGUGGAUUUCUUUAAUGAAGAAGAAGAACCAGAUGAAGAUGUUCUCUUCGCCAUACCGAAAACCGCAGCCUCAUUACAUAAAAAACCUCAAUCAAAUCGAUCUAAUAUCUUACCCGAUGAUAUCAAAUAUUCUUCAGCAAGAUUAAUAACCCUAUUUACAAAACCACAAAUUCCAAUCAUGAAAUAUAUUCAAAAGAAAAAACAAAAACCUGAUCUCACCACCAAUCAAAUCAUCACCGAUGAGAAUUAUUUCGCCCAACAAUAUCAAAUCCAGGAUGAAGAACAAGAAGCCGAUGAACGAGAACGUGAACGAUUGGCUCAUUCAUUCCAUCAGGCUGAGAAUGAAGAUUAUAAUAAUGAUUUUGGUGGGAUUGAUUUCAACGAUGCAUUUGGAUCUACAUCGGGUGAAGUACUUGCUGAUAUUGGACAAGAUAUGGAUAUGGAAGAAGGUGGUGGCGACGGCGAUGAUGGUGGUGACGGUGCUGGUGGAGAUGAAGAACCGGCGGUUUCUACACAGGUUGAAACUGCUGAACCCGAGAGUAUUAUGGGAAGAAGACGACCUGAAUAUGUCAAUUUUUCGAGGGUUGCCAAAAGAGUUGAUGUUAAAUUACUUAAAGAUAAUCUCUGGAAUGCAAUCGUAAAAUCGAAACCAAAACCAGCUGUUAUUGAAGAGGUUGAUAAUAAGACCAAUGAUGAACAAAGUGAAGAACCUGAGAUGAAAGAAGAAAAAAUAAUUCAAUUUGGAGAUAUAAUACAAAGCAUUAAUCGAGUAUACAAACCAGAACAAGCUAAGGAUAUUUCCACGAGUUAUUGUUUUAUUUGUUUGCUUCAUUUGGCAAAUGAACAUGGAUUAAAGAUUAUUGAUAAUGAAACUCAUAAUGAUUUGAAAAUUAAGGGAUUUUAA
Molecule: messenger RNA, 2406 nt
Organism: Hemisphaericaspora subhashii
Lineage: Eukaryota; Fungi; Ascomycota; Pichiomycetes; Serinales; Debaryomycetaceae
Gene: BRN1
Product: condensin subunit
Exons: 1
Coding region: 1-2406 (801 amino acids)
Biological process (GO): mitotic chromosome condensation
Cellular component (GO): condensin complex
Molecular function (GO): chromatin binding
Source: RefSeq, a predicted model, not a curated record